Peronospora matthiolae is the source of this 864-nucleotide messenger RNA. Lineage: Eukaryota; Oomycota; Peronosporomycetes; Peronosporales; Peronosporaceae. The record is from the annotation of a GenBank genome assembly.
AUGCGAUGCGCGAGCAAGGCCGCCGAGAGCGCGUCUGCACGUCUCUGUGCGGACGCCGAAGCAGAAACUACAGCAACUGAUAUCCCAUCGGUUGCUGAAUCGACUCAGCCUGUAUCACCUGGUGAUGCAGGCGCUGGUCAUGAAGACACUCGUGUCUUCACAGAGUACGAGCUCGGUGUCUCGUACUCUCCUGAUACGGAUGACGGAUCCGUAUCGACGGCAAUUGAAUCCAAGCCGCCUGCCAAGCGUGGCAUGGACGAUGCUUUGCGUCGCAGCAUCUUUGGUUCAUCUGAUGAGUCAGAUGAACCAUCGCCGAAGCGAAGGCGCUCGAGGUCGCGAGACUCGGGCGCUAAUAGUGGUGUCGUUUCUCCAAUGGACACCACUUCACAGCGAGGUGCCAGUACUUCUGUCGGCACGUCGCAGGAAGAGCGGGACCGCAAUGUGUUGCGUCUCGCUCCAGAAAAGAAGGCAUGGAUGCCUCCUAAAUCUGUCAUGGAUCACUUGUCGGCGACGACGAGUGAUCGUUAUCGAACACGAUUGUUCGAUUCGUCAAGGAUCCAUCACCUUGACCCCAGCGCGAAAGACUAUCGCGCUGAACAUGAGUUCUUCAUCGAUGCUUUCUUCAGACAUCGAUGGUACAGUGGGAAUCACAAACGUGAUGGUCCCUCACUACUUCAGGCGUGGAACGCCUACAUCCAUAAUCUCGAGGAUGUAGGUCGUGACGCUUGGAACGACAAACUUAUCAAAGCUCGUGAUAAGUUUGAAAGCGAACCCCGACAGGUGCACGCUAUAAGCUGCAUCGUCUGUCAAGGGAGAAGGGAUUACCCUGCCUCUCUUGGGGAGACUCGUGCCCAUGUUGUGUGA